Molecule: messenger RNA, 2553 nt
Organism: Impatiens glandulifera
Lineage: Eukaryota; Viridiplantae; Streptophyta; Magnoliopsida; Ericales; Balsaminaceae
Product: phosphate transporter PHO1 homolog 3-like
Exons: 12
Coding region: 23-2371 (782 amino acids)
Biological process (GO): cellular response to phosphate starvation; phosphate ion transport
Cellular component (GO): plasma membrane; Golgi apparatus; cytoplasm
Molecular function (GO): inositol hexakisphosphate binding
Source: RefSeq, a predicted model, not a curated record
UCAAAAUAAUCUAUAUACAAACAUGAAGUUUGGUAAGGAAUUCAAGUCACAAAUGGUGCCAGAAUGGCAAGAAGCAUACAUGGAUUACGAUUUUCUUAAAACCCUUUUGAAAGAGAUACACACACACAAGGAAAGACACCGACCAUCGUUCAAACUACCUGAGUCUGAUUCCGGUCUCCGGAGGAAGCCUACACUUCACAGAGCGUUUAGCGGAUUAACCCAGAGAGGAAACAACAACAUUCCCGUCGAUAGAUCUGACAUCGAAAAUCAAAUCAUAUUCGUUCAUUCACAGUCGAGAGGAGAGGGGAACUUCCAGACUCUUUUAAUGGCGGCCGAUGAUGAAGGGGGGGGAGAUCAUGAGACUGCUUACUUUCGGAGACUAGAUGAUGAGUUUAAUAAGGUGGUGAAGUUUUACAAGACGAAAGUAGACGAGGUGAUGAAGGAAGCGGAAACGAUUAACAAACAAAUGGAUGCAUUCAUUGCCUUUCGAAUCAAAGUAGACAACCUUCAAAUCCCAUUUGAGGAAUCGGGCAUGAUUGUUCGUUUGGCUUCAGAUGUGUCUGCUUCAACAGCCGCCAUGUCUUCUUCUACUGCUCCCUCUGAAGCUACUUGGGAUAGCAGAUGUAAUUCAAUGUCUGUGAUUGAGGAAGAUGGUUCUGGUUCUGGUUCGAGUCCUAGUUCGAGCAGCCAUGGUGAAGGGUCAACAUCAUCAGGUGAUAAACCUGAAGCUUUCAAAGAGAAGACUAAGCAGCCGCCGCCAUCAUCAAUUGACAAGAACCAACACAGGCCAAGGCCAAAGCCAGCUCCAUUGGAAAUUCUUAACCAUGUGAAGAUAAACACUACUCUAGACACACCUCGCUCGACUCUCAAAGGAUUCCUUAAGGUUCCUGGCCAGGAAGAUUUGAAGUUCAACCAGGAUAACCUUAUCAAGAUCGAAAACAUGCUCAAGAAGGCCUUUGUUGUGUUCUAUCACAAGCUUCGGCUCCUCAAGAGCUAUAGCUUCUUGAACAUACUAGCUUUCUCAAAGAUCAUGAAGAAAUAUGACAAGAUAGCCUCGAGAUGUGCAUCGAAAACUUACAUGAAGAUGAUUGAUAACUCUUACCUUGGAAACUCUGAUGAGUUGAGCAAGCUUAUGGAGAGAGUAGAAGAGGCAUUCAUCAAGCAUUUCGCAAACUCUAACCGCAGCAUAGGAAUGAACAUCUUAAGACCAAAGGCAAAGAGAGAAAGGCAUAGAGUUACAUUCUCUUUAGAGGGGAAGGAUCAGUACAUGAACAACCUCUUUCCCCUUUACAGCUUUUUUGGAUUCUUGGUUAUCCACAUGCUAAUGUAUGCUGGAAAUAUAUACUUCUGGAGACGAUAUCGAGUGAAUUAUUCAUUCAUAUUCGGUUUUAAGGAAGGAACCGAGUUGGGUUAUAGACAAGUCAUGUUUGUUAGCUUCAGUAUUGCGGUUCUAGCUCUAGCCGCUGUUCUUGCAAACUUAGACAUGGAAAUAGACAAAAUAACUGCCGAUUUUAAAGCUGUCACCGAACUUGUCCCUCUUGGACUUGUAGUGUUUCUUGCAAUAAUACUGCUCUGUCCAUUCAAUAUAAUCUACCGAUCAAGUCGAUUAUUCUUCCUAGUAUCUGUAUUCCACUGUAUUUGUGCCCCUCUCUACAAGGUUACACUUCCGGACUUCUUCUUGGCUGAUCAACUAACUAGCCAGGUACAAUUGCUUCGAAGUCUGCAAUUCUAUAUUUGCUAUUACGGAUGGGGAGAUUUCAGGCUUCGAAAAAAUACAUGUCAACUGAGUGAUGUCUAUAGAGUCUCCUCCUUCAUUAUCGCAUCCCUUCCAUAUUUGUCGCGUCUUCUUCAGUGCCUUAGGCGGUUAUUUGAAGAAGGAGAUCCCCACCAAGGGGUAAACGGGCUGAAAUAUUUGUCAACUAUUAUAGCUGUGAGCCUUAGAACAGCUUUCACUCUGAACAACAAUGCACCAGGUUGGAGAAUGGCAGCCUGGAUAUCCUCUGCCGUAGCGACUGCAUUUGGGAUGUAUUGGGACAUUGUAAUGGAUUGGGGUUUAUUGCAAAAGAAUUCUAAGAAUAAAUUGUUAAGAGACAAGCUCCUUAUUCCACGUAAAAGCGUAUAUUACGUAGCCAUAGUUUUGAACACACUGCUGAGAUUUGCAUGGAUGCAGACCGUGUUGAAUUUCCAGGUUUCUUUCAUGCAUAGGCAAACCAUGAUUGCGGUUGUAGCAGUUCUGGAGAUCAUUAGACGUGGUAUAUGGAAUUUCUUCAGGUUGGAGAAUGAACAUUUGAACAAUGUGGGCAAGUAUAGGGCGUUCAAGACCGUUCCUUUUCCUUUCAACUACGAGGAAGAUGAUGGCAAGGAUGAGUGAAGUCUGGAUCACUGGUAUACAUGUUUAUAAAGAAGAGAAUGGAGAAUAUCUUUUGUUUUAUACUUUCUAUAGCUUGCUAUGUAAAUGCAGAUAUUGCACUAAUUCAAUUUAUUCCUUGGUUUUGGACCUUUAUGUAAAUGUAAGGGCUCCAUAAGAUCAUACAGUUUUUUCUUCUGGAAUAU